Parnassius apollo (apollo) is the source of this 204-nucleotide messenger RNA. The record is from the annotation of a GenBank genome assembly. Lineage: Eukaryota; Metazoa; Arthropoda; Insecta; Lepidoptera; Papilionidae.
AUGGCAUCAAGAAAAAACCUUUCAGAAAAUGAAAUUCAAAACCUCCUUCUGGACGUUCAUGAUGAAGAUGAAGUGUUUCUUGGGGAUGAAUUAGAAGAUGAACUGGAUGAAAUUAUUCCCGAUUUUCGCGAUGAACAGGUUCCUGUCGAAGAGGAUGGCUCUAACCAUGAAACAGAUCUUGAAAGUUCGGAAGAAAAAAAUUGA